AUGAGCGCACAGGCAUACUACGAGCUUUACCGCGGGAGCAGUCUCGGUCUGUCGUUGACCGACACCCUCGAUGACUUGAUCAACGAAGGGCGCAUCGAGCCCCAACUCGCGAUGAAGAUUCUCUCCACAUUUGACCGCGUUAUCACUGAAGUCCUCGCUGAAAAGGUCCGCACUCGCUUGACUUUCAAGGGCCAUCUCGAUACCUACAGAUUCUGCGACGAAGUCUGGACCUUCCUGAUCAAGGACGUCAACUUCAAGCUGGACAACCAGCAGACUAUCAGCGCGGACAAGGUGAAGAUCGUGAGCUGCAACAGCAAGAGGCCCGGCGAGGCGUGA
Messenger RNA from Aspergillus mulundensis, 336 nucleotides. Its product is annotated as transcription initiation factor IIA subunit gamma. The transcript is spliced from 3 exons. Gene Ontology annotation, molecular function: RNA polymerase II general transcription initiation factor activity; TBP-class protein binding. Gene Ontology annotation, cellular component: transcription factor TFIIA complex. NCBI's taxonomy places the organism in Eukaryota, Fungi, Ascomycota, Eurotiomycetes, Eurotiales, Aspergillaceae. Gene Ontology annotation, biological process: RNA polymerase II preinitiation complex assembly; transcription initiation at RNA polymerase II promoter. The record is from RefSeq and is a predicted model, not a curated record. The coding region runs from base 1 to 336 and encodes 111 amino acids.